GGCUAUGGCCGCAAUGGUCCUAACUGUGGCCGCCCCAGCGCUGGCAUUGGUACUGCUUUUGGCCGGGGCCGGGGUGCCUGCCGCAGCCGCGCCCCCCGCCCCGCCGCUCUUCAACGUGAGCCUGGACGCGGCCCCCGAGCUGCGCUGGCUGCCGGUGCUGCAGCACUUCGACCUGGACUUCUUGCGCGCCGCGAUGGUGCACGUCCUCGGGGAUACGGUCCCCAAGUGGGUCCACGCAGUGAUGCGAAAGGCGGUCGGGGAGCUGGAAGGCUCCCUGCCCCAGCCCUACACCGACGAGAUCCGCGGCAUGUGCGACGUCCUCAACUUCAGCCUGGCCGACUGCAUCCUGGUGAACCUGGCCUACGACUUCACCGCAUUCUGCACCAGUAUUGUGGCUCAAGACUCCAGAGGCCACAUUUACCACGGCCGGAAUCUGGAUUACCCAUUUGGGAAUUUCUUACGCAAGCUGACCGUGGAUGUGCAAUUCGUAAAGAAUGGACAGAUCGCAUUCACAGGAACCACUUUUGUUGGCUAUGUAGGAUUGUGGACUGGUCAGCGUCCUCACAAGUUUACAAUUUCUGGCGACGAACGAGAUAAAGGCUGGUGGUGGGAGAAUGUGAUCGCUGCCUUUUUUCAGAGACACUCUCCGAUCAGCUGGCUUAUCCGCACUACCCUGAGCGAAUCAGAAAACUUUGAAGCAGCUGUGUACAAACUGGCCAAGACUCCCCUCAUUGCUGACGUGUAUUACAUUGUUGGUGGCACGUCCCCCCGGGAAGGAGUGGUCAUCACGAGGAACAGAAGUGGCCCAGCAGACAUUUGGCCUCUAGAUCCUUUAAAUGGGGCGUGGUUUCGAGUAGAGACAAAUUAUGACCACUGGAAGCCAGCACCCGAGAAAGAUGACCGAAGAACACCUGCCAUCAAGGCCCUUAACGCCACGGGCCAGGCAAACCUCAGCCUGGAGGUGCUCUUCCAGGUUUUGUCCGUGUUUCCAGUUUAUAACAACUACACGAUUUAUACUACAGUAAUGAGCGCCGCCAACCCAGAGAAGUACACGACAAAGAUCAGAAACCUGAGUUAGAAGAAAGCAAGCAGAAGAGUGAAUUCACCUGCUAUGAAAGGUCAUUUUUAAAAAAAUGAAAUUCUUGAAGAGCUACACUUUAAAAAACAAAACAAAGUGAAAGGACUAUAUUAUUUUAUGAACAAACAGGCUCCUUCCUCAUUAAACUUUUCAACCGUGUGAAGUGGGGGGUGGGCAGGAGGCUCCCUUUGGAGCUUGUGUGGGUGAAGUGGUAACAGGCACCUUGCGUUCCCUCCCUCUCGUGGUUUGCCUUGCUCCCCCCCAGGCCCGUCCACCCUGGCUUGAACCACCAACUCAGAGAUAAUGGGUCUCAGAGGUCAAACCACAUCCCAGCUUCUCACCAUAACAUAGCUAUGCUGUUAUACCUGAGCUUAUAAAGAAAUGGGCUUCUUGUUCCUUGUGAAGUAUUUGUGGAGGAGUCUGAGAAAACAGAUCCUUCUAAAGGAAACGGAGAGCCCGUGUUUGAAUAGAGCCUGUUUGAAUGUUUGUUAGUCUAAUCUCUGAUCAUGUAUUUACAUAUGUUGGGAGUCUCCCUUUUUAUAAUGUUUCUAACCUGAUGUACCUCCUUUUUAUAAAUAGCUACUUUCUUAGUGCUUUUUGAAAGCAGCAUAUGACCAAAUCAUUUCUGAUGGUCACUUAUCAUUGGUUAGCAAAAUGCUGGGAAAGGUGUGGGUGAGGAAAAUAAA
Messenger RNA from Molossus molossus (Pallas's mastiff bat), 1764 nucleotides. It is a transcript of the gene NAAA, whose product is annotated as N-acylethanolamine acid amidase. The transcript has 11 exons. Gene Ontology annotation, biological process: fatty acid metabolic process. The record is from RefSeq and is a predicted model, not a curated record. Gene Ontology annotation, cellular component: lysosome. Gene Ontology annotation, molecular function: fatty acid amide hydrolase activity. Bases 5 to 1078 code for a protein of 357 amino acids. NCBI's taxonomy places the organism in Eukaryota, Metazoa, Chordata, Mammalia, Chiroptera, Molossidae.